Messenger RNA from Trypanosoma cruzi, 1128 nucleotides. Its product is annotated as cation transporter, putative. Gene Ontology annotation, molecular function: zinc ion transmembrane transporter activity. Gene Ontology annotation, biological process: zinc ion transmembrane transport. The record is from RefSeq and is a predicted model, not a curated record. Bases 1 to 1128 code for a protein of 375 amino acids. Lineage: Eukaryota; Euglenozoa; Kinetoplastea; Trypanosomatida; Trypanosomatidae. Gene Ontology annotation, cellular component: plasma membrane. The transcript has a single exon.
AUGGACGACAUGCAUAACACCUCGCACGGAGACCAUCACGGGGGCACCGAACACGGGGGCCAUCAUCACGUCGGGCAUCACCAUGGCGGCUGCAGCGCCACCACGGGGCCAUACUCGUUGGGGCUGCAUGUGGGAGCCAUUUUUAUUCUUUUGUUUGCGUCGUUUCUGGGGACGGUUAUCCCACUUGCCGGGAAGUAUGUGCCGUGUCUGCGGCUGAGCCCAUUCUUGUUUGUUCUCGGCAAGUGUGCGGCGACUGGCGUGGUGCUGGCCGUUUCGCUACUUACCAUGAUUCAUCACAGCAUGCACAGCUUUGCAGAGGAUUGUAUACCCAAAGGGCUCCAUGCUGAUACGUAUGACGCGUUUGCAUUGCUUUUUGCGAUGAUUUCGGCGAUGCUGAUGCAGUUGCUUGAUGUCUUGUUGGACGGCAUGCUACAGAGCUGGUCAGCUUGCGAUGCUGGAGCCCACACCUCGACAACUGUGGGGGAACCGGGAAAUGAGCAAAAACAAGACGGCAGAUGUGCGGGCUCAUGCGGUAUGGAGGGAUGUGGAGAUCAGCCGGGACCGAGUUGUGAAAUGGGAGGGUGUUGCCAGAAUCGUGGGGCCCUUUCUGCAGCUCACCUAAACAGUGCGAGACGUGUUGCUGCUGCGAUUUUAAUGGAGUUUGGUUUGGCUUCGCACAGUGUGUUUUUGGGUCUUUCUGUGGGGAUUGCAAGUGACAAGGACAUGAGGACGCUGCUUGUGGCGUUGUCAUUCCACCAGCUGUUGGAGGGGAUAGCGCUGGGCUCACGACUGGUGGAAGCCUCCAUGAGUGUCAUGCUUGAAGUGGUAAUGACAAUGAUCUUCUCCGUCUCCGUACCUCUGGGCAUCGCGAUUGGUGUCAUCACAAUGAAGGGGACGCAUACCUCCAUGACGGGCCCGGCGUUUGUGGCACUGCAAGGGGUUGUGAACGCCGUGGGCGGCGGCAUGUUACUGUACAUUGCAUUUUCUCUUAUUUUUAACGAUUUUCCGGCAGACAUGCGGAGUGUCGCUGGGCCAACCGUGGCGCAUUGUGGCUGGAGACGCUGUGCAAUGUUUGCGGCUUUCUGGGGGGGAACGGCUGCCAUGGCUGUUCUUGCCAACUGGCACUAG